Molecule: messenger RNA, 1341 nt
Organism: Trichoderma aggressivum f. europaeum
Lineage: Eukaryota; Fungi; Ascomycota; Sordariomycetes; Hypocreales; Hypocreaceae
Exons: 1
Coding region: 1-1341 (446 amino acids)
Cellular component (GO): catalytic step 2 spliceosome
Source: RefSeq, a predicted model, not a curated record
AUGGAGUCUGCGGCUGGGGCCUCAAACGCCCUGGUGCGUAAGAGGACCGACACAGAUCUGAUGCCACCUCCGCCACCAGCAAAGAAGAUCAAGAGACCCAAGAAAGUGCUGGAUGAGGAUACGUACACAGAGGCGCUCUCACAGAUUAUCGCUAGAGAUUUCUUUCCGGGCCUUUUGGAGACGCAGAUUAAGCAGGAGUAUCUGGAUGCGAUGGAGUCGAAAGAUGCUGCCUGGAUAUCAAGCGCCAGCAGGAGACUUCGACACGUCAUGACUCCUGGUCGAAAGCCUACCAGAGCCUCUUCAUCAAUCAACGCCACAAACGGCAGCAACACUCCCACGAGUUAUGUUGGCGAUACACCAGCGUCCGUGGCAACAAGCGUCACGCAAGACAAACCGGGGCUGGACCUCAACCUGAGCUUGUCCACAUUUCAGGCCACCUACACUAGUGAAGACAAUGAGAGCUUCUACAAACUAAUCGACAAGCAGAACCAAAAGAGGGCCGAUAAGUACGCCUGGCUCUGGCGUGGAAAUAAGCUUCCUUCGAAGCAGAUGAUUAAACAGAAAGAGGUCACCGACAGGCUAGAACAGACGCGGAGUCUUGUUGACGAUGGAUUCAAGAGAGAUUUAUUGGCCAUCAGGGAUGUUGAAGAGCGGCCUGCAAGGCCAGACUCUUGGAAGGCAGCUCCACGGAAUGGCCUCAUGUUCGAGCCGGAGGGCCUCGAAGACGGAGUUAAGACGGUUGCCGAGAGCGCCGAAGAGCAGUCUCGCAUGGCGCCAAGGUCGAUAAGCUAUGAGAAUACGAGGAUGCCGCAGCCUCAUGUGCCACAGCGACCCCCAUCCCCAACCAUGUCGUCAGUACGCGAUGCCAUUGCGGGAAAGCCACGACAGCAAGACCUCGACUCCAGCAUUGUCGGCGGUGGUGAAACCCCACGAGUAAAUGGGUACGCCUUUGUGGACGACGAAGACGGUGACGACGACGCAUCUGCCAGGGUGCCUGCACCUAUCAACUUGGGACCCGGGGAUGCGACAAACCCCUUCAGGAUACAAGACCAGAGGGAGCGAGAGCUUCUUCACGAGCAAAUGGUGGAGCGAAUCUCCAAAUCAAAGAGCGAGUCUCAGCGAAGAGGAUUCACGGGCAAGGUCAGCCAGAUGGAGACACCGAGAUUCACCAGUGGCCCGAGAGUAUCAGGAGGCUUGACGCCAGCCGCACAACGACUAUGGAGCAAGAUGGCGACUCCGCUGAGAGGGAAAGCCGCCGAUUCCUUUGGACAAGCAACUCCAAGGAAACCCAAGGGCUCGCUCUUGAGGAGCGUCAGCAGAGUGCCCCCCAAAUCAGAUUAA